Linum trigynum is the source of this 1288-nucleotide messenger RNA. Lineage: Eukaryota; Viridiplantae; Streptophyta; Magnoliopsida; Malpighiales; Linaceae. The record is from the annotation of a GenBank genome assembly.
GCGAGUCACCAGCCAUCACAAGAACUUCCACCGCCACACUCACAUGAUCAUUACAUCCCUCUCAAAACCAGAAGCGAGCCAGUUUGUGUGCGACCCUACCGAUACCCUGCAUACCUGAAAGAAGAGAUCGAGAAACUCAUUGCUGAAAUGCUGGCGGCAGGUAUUAUUCGAAAUAGCCAAAGUCCCUACUCAUCUCCAGUGUUGAUGGUAAAAAAAAAAAAACAGGAUGGAACAUGGUGGAUGUGCGGGACUACAAGGCCUUAAACCAGACGACCGUGAAGGAUAAGUUUCAUAUUCCAUUUAUUGACGAACUGCUAGAUGAGCUCCAUGGUGCCCAAGUAUUCUCCAAAUUGGAUCUCAGGUGUGGCUAUUGGCAUAUCCUAGUGGCUCAAGAAGACAUUCCCAAAACUGCAUUCAAAACGCACCAAGGCCACUAUGAGUUUUUGGUGAUGCCCUUCGGUCUUUCCAAUGCUCCCUCUACCUUCCAGUCACUCAUGAACGAGGUAUUCAAACCAUUCUUAAGGAAGUUUGUGCUUGUAUUUUUCGAUGAUAUUCUGGUAUAUUCACCCACCAUUGAAGAACACAUGAAGCAUCUUGAGGCUGUCUUCCAAACGCUGCGGGCACACCAUUUAUAUGUGAAGAAGGAGAAGUGCAGCUUCCUUCAAUCCAAAAUCCAUUAUCUGGGCCACUUAAUAUCCCCUGAUGGAGUAGCAGUAGACGAAGGGAAGAUCCAAGCAAUGUUGGAAUGGCCCCAGCCUAAGAUGCUUAAGGCCUUGAGGGGAUUUUUGGGACUGACCGGUUAUUAUCGGAAGUUCAUCCGUGACUAUGGGAAGAUUGCAGCACCUCUCACGGACAUGCUGAAGAAGGACAACUUCAAUUAGACGCCAUCAAGUGCAACAACAUUUCACCAUCUCAAGGAAGCCAUGACUACUGCCCCGGUACUUACUUUACCAAAUUUCAACAGCCUUUUAUUGUUGAAUGUGAUGCCUCGGGUGUUGGAGUCAGUGCGGUGUUGAUUCAAAAUCAGCGACCACUAGCUUCUUAGCCAAGCUCUACAUGGGAGGAACCUCACAGCAUCGACAUAUGAGAAGGAAAUGCUAGCUUUGGUACUAGCAGUAAGGAAAUGGAGAUCUUACCUACUUGGGCGACGAUUUAUUGUGAGAACUAACCAGCGAAGCCUCCGGUACUUGUGGGAGCAACGUAUCACAACGGCGGCUCAAGAGAAGUGGUUGUCAAAGCUGAUGGGUUUUGAUUUUGAAAUCGAGUAUAAGAAAGGUGCUGAAAAUCG